AUGGCGAUCCGCCGUGGGUCCUCCUGCGCCGUCCUCGCCCUGCUCGCGCUCGCCUCCGUCGCCGCCGUCUCCGCCGACGUCUUCUUCCAGGAGAAGUUCGAAGAUGGUUGGGAAAGCCGGUGGGUCAAGUCUGAGUGGAAGAAGGACGAGAACAUGGCUGGUGAAUGGAACCACACAUCUGGAAAAUGGCACGGAGAUGCUGAGGACAAAGGUAUCCAAACCUCAGAGGACUACAGGUUCUACGCCAUUUCGGCGGAGUACCCUGAGUUCAGCAACAAGGACAAGACACUCGUGCUGCAGUUCACGGUGAAGCAUGAGCAGAAGCUUGACUGCGGUGGUGGUUACGUCAAGUUGCUUGGAGGUGAUGUUGACCAGAAGAAAUUCGGUGGUGACACGCCCUACAGCAUUAUGUUUGGACCAGAUAUCUGUGGGUACAGCACCAAGAAGGUUCACACUAUCCUUACCAAGGAUGGCAAGAACCAUUUGAUCAAGAAGGACGUGCCUUGCGAGACUGAUCAGCUGUCGCACGUGUACACUUUGAUCAUCCGCCCUGAUGCUACAUACAGCAUUCUCAUUGACAACGAAGAGAAGCAAACUGGAAGCAUCUACGAGCACUGGGAUAUUCUUCCUCCCAAGGAAAUCAAGGACCCAGAAGCUAAGAAGCCAGAGGACUGGGAUGACAAGGAGUACAUUCCUGACCCUGAGGAUGUCAAGCCAGAGGGCUACGAUGAUAUUCCCAAGGAGGUCACCGAUCCUGAUGCUAAGAAGCCUGAGGAUUGGGAUGAUGAGGAAGAUGGUGAAUGGACUGCCCCAACCAUCCCCAACCCAGAGUACAAGGGCCCAUGGAAGCAAAAGAAAAUCAAGAACCCUAACUACCAGGGCAAAUGGAAGGCACCUAUGAUUGCCAACCCAGACUUCAAGGAUGAUCCUUACAUCUAUGCUUUCAACAGCCUGAAGUACAUCGGAAUUGAGCUGUGGCAGGUUAAGUCAGGAACUUUGUUUGACAACAUUCUCAUCACCGACGAUGCUGCUUUGGCCAAGACAUUUGCCGAAGAGACCUGGGCCAAGCAUAAGGAGGCUGAGAAGGCUGCUUUCGACGCUGCUGAAAAGAAGAAGGAAGAGGAGGUAAAGCUUCCAAGGCUGGUGAGGACGAUGAUGACUUGGAUGGAUGAGGAAGCCGACGACGAGGACAAGGAUGACAAGGCUGGGUCUGAUGCGGAGUCUGACGACGAGAAGCACGAUGAGCUCUAG
Messenger RNA from Triticum turgidum subsp. durum (durum wheat), 1251 nucleotides. The record is from the annotation of a GenBank genome assembly. Lineage: Eukaryota; Viridiplantae; Streptophyta; Magnoliopsida; Poales; Poaceae.